Molecule: messenger RNA, 5208 nt
Organism: Dothidotthia symphoricarpi CBS 119687
Lineage: Eukaryota; Fungi; Ascomycota; Dothideomycetes; Pleosporales; Dothidotthiaceae
Exons: 4
Coding region: 1-5208 (1735 amino acids)
Biological process (GO): carbohydrate metabolic process
Source: RefSeq, a predicted model, not a curated record
AUGGGUCUAGACAAGCAUCGGCCUCCUCUUCCAGCUCCCACCGAUACCUCCAACUCCGGCUACGACACCCAGCACACCACCGACGUCGACACCAACGUCUCGACGCGCACCGACAAGACUUCCUUCAGCAUCCCCGAGGACGGCACGCCCGUCACCAUCAACACGGUCAAGCUGCAGCGCAGCCUGCACAAGAAGUACCCCUCGCAGACGUCGCUGCUGAUCGAGUACUUUGACGCCGGCACGCCCGACGACACGCUGCGCUCGAGCCCCAGCGUGCGCGUGCGAGUAACGCCCUCGUCCCGCAGGAACAAGGCCCUCAGCGACCACGUCCGGUUCGCCGAGUCCGCCUACGCGACCCGCUCCACCCUCACCGCCCGCACCCCGGCCUACAUCCGCCGCAUCUCGCUCGCCAAUCGCGACGUCCACCCGGCCAACUACUGGGACAGCUCCGACGUCGAGUCGGUCGCGCCCGUGGAGAUCGAGGUGCUCAGCGACGUCUCCAGCAACGGCGGCCGCUUUGUGUCCAUGUCCUCGAACGUCUCGUCUAUGCCCCCCGACAGCUUACUAGGCGACGAACCCCAGAUCCUGCCCCCCGGCCGCCGCCGCAGCCGAAGCUUGGACCGCGAAGAAAUCAACGAGUCCCUGCUCUCCGACAUGCCCGAAUCACUCAUCACCCCCAAGCAGGAGCGCAGCCGCAGCCUGAGCAAGGACCGCAUCACCCAGCGCGUCAUGGAGAAGCUGCAGCAGCAGCAGGCCAUUGACGACGCCGCGAACAAGAGGAAGCCCUCCUCCAAAACAUCCGUCGACACAAAGUCCACCAAAAGAAGAAGCAAGGACCCCCGUGACGAAGACGUCAGCGCCGUCACGGGCACAGAGUCCAACAUGUCCUACACGGCCGACCGUCGCUCCGUCCUCGCGCCGUCCAUGCGCUCGGGCGUGUCGGGCACCUCGUCGAUGAACAACCCCAAGCUGCUCGCGACGGUCGAGGACGCCAUCAGGCGCCUGAUUCUGCCCGAGCUGAAUGCGCUCAAAGAAGAGAGUCGCACGUCCAAGAACAAGGACACGUUUGAGCGCACCACCCGUGACAGUGGUACCGGCCUCGACAGCGCCGACUCACGGAGCGCUUCCCGCGAGCCGUCCAAGCGCCGUGUCUCCAACAAACCAAAGGUCGUGCUGAACCGUGAUGGAGACGAUCCAGGGACCGUUCUGUCUUCGAGCUCGAGCCGCAAAGAGCGUCGCUCGAGUCGAGGCUCCAUAUCCGACCGCAGCUACGCCGAGUUGGCAUUGCGCGAGAAGAGCCACCGAAGGAAGACCAAAGACAAGGAACUCAAGGAGCGCUCGUCACGCUCGUCUGCGCGCGACUCCGAACUGGCCAGUCUGGCUGGGGCUGGACUCACGGCUGCCGCAUUGAGGCACCACACCUCGCGCGAAGAGAAGGAAGAAGAGCGCAAGCACAAGUCCCACCGCCACAAGAGCAGCACAAGUCGUUCUGCCAGCGUGGCAGAGAGCGUGGGAGACGAUCUUUCGGUUCUAAAUGUCCCCGCUCUUCCCUUCCUCCACAGCGAGCUACAAAGCUCCGACUUGACUCGAGACUCGAUCCUGUCUGCCGAAACCGAGACACGGCAGAGACCGAGCUCUUCCUCCUCCAAGAGCACCGCCACAUCAACCGCUGGCCCUGAGACACCCCUCCAGGAAGUACCUCGCGGCUACCCUAACUCGAACCCACGCACGCCUACACGAACUCCAAAUGCAUUCCAGCGGGAUCUUGGCACCUCUCACAGCAAUCGCUCAAAGGACGAUACCCACAAAACGACUUCGAACGGUUCGGCAACUCCGAAGAAUAACCAUACCUAUACCUCUCAGCUCAAGAAUGUUACCAUGGCAAGUCUGGGGAUGGAAGCCGCUGCUGCUGCUAAGCUUCGUGCUAUCGAACGCAACGGCCCGCAAACUUCUCAGUACGAGAUCGAGACUGAGACACCACCACAUCGUGACGUGAGCCCCAUCCAGAGCGAGGCUAGUUACCUCGAAGAUGCCCACGCCACCGGUUCGCCUCGCCACCUUCGAUCUACCCAGAGUGCAGCAUCCGUGUCUUCGCUCGGAGCCGAACGCAAAGUCGACCGACAAACGUCUGAUUACUCAAUUGCGUCCCUGGAUUCCAGACCAAGCACCAAAGUGGCCCAGAGACGCAAACGGCCACAGGGCGUCAAUCUUGAGAGCGAGGGAUCCGUUCUUGGUGAGGGAUCGACUCCUCAGGAUGCAGAGUUGUUCUUCGAGAUGAAUCACGAGCAGAAUGAGGUGUAUCGGAGAGAACUCGAGGAAAGCUCGCAGGCGUCGCCUAUCAACGACAAGAGGCCGGAUAGCUUCACUGACAGCGAAGAAGGGCAGUACCUUGAUGUCGAGGAGCAGCUGAAUAUCGACCAAGACAUUCGCAGGGUCGGCUCGAAUCCAGAGUACAUUCACACGCCAAUGGCGGUCGAGUCUGCUGUUGCGUCUUUGCACAACCCCUCUCUCAUGAGCGCCAGCGUUAUGAGUCCUGCCGUAAAGAGUCCGCUCCAGAAGAGUCGACUCUCGCAGGUCAGUCCUUCGCCGGGGGUUUUGAGUAUUUCAGACGAGAAUAUCCCAAGUGGCGCGCGAUGGGGUGCUAUCCGGGACAAGGCUGAGGCACUGUCUAAACCUCAUCAAGCCGAUAACUCGCCCAGGCAGAGCAUCUCCCACUCGAUCGACGAGACACCUCAGAUGCACCACAGCGCUUUCCCGGCUCACCAUGAUAUGAUGCCCGAGAUUGGGUAUGGCGUGGAUGAUGAGUCUGAUGUCACUACCAACCCAUCCAUCAUUCAUGGACCGCUCGGAGGUGGAGACGGCUACCACGAGCAGACAGAAGAGUACCUGAGCCGACAAGAAUCGCGCGAGCGUACACCUGUCAACCCAUACAGCAACGCUGCUCCUACUGGACCUGGCGCCGGGGCUGCUAUUGUCGCUGCUGCUGCUCACCAGCUGCGCGAUCAAAGCCCUAGCGAACUCUCAUACGACGGACAACACCAGGCCACAGUGGAAGAUGACUACGAGUCAUACACAGGUGAGCCUCAAUACGAGCAGCAGAGUUAUGCGCAGAGUAACCGUACGCCUUUGUCCAACCAGACCGGCUGGAAAGACGAGGGUUACCAGUCGGCUAACCAACGUGAAGCGUAUACGCCUCAGAACCGAAUGGCACCCAAACUGUUUGACGAUGAUGGGUUUGGUGAUGGAUACGAUGAUACCGGUCUUGGGGAAACGGAUAUGUUUGCCUCUGGUGACAAGCACGAUCGUCAUUUGAGCGGCAAUUCUCAUGGUCUGGAUUCGCCACUGUACGACGCGGCGACUGGCAAGGGCCUGGACCGUAUUGAGUCAAAGGAUAUUGUGGCGCUCAUGGAUCAUUUGACCGUUCGCGACGCUCAGCGUAAUGCGCGGGACACUGAGAUCCUGGUCACGCUGGUUAGGAGUGCGGCGGAGAUGCGCAAUCAGCUGGACGAGAUGAAACAGUUCAUCAAGACGCAGGACAACAUGAUCAUGCAGACCACGGACAAGAGAGUCGGUCUCGCCGAGCAACGCAUCUUGGGUGGGCCUCGUCCUCAGCCGUUUGGAUCGCCGCGAGUCCCUCGAUCGUCGUCUGAAGAUGACAUCGAGACGAAGAAGAAGAACGUGUUCAAGCGUGCGCUGAAGGGCCUGAGCAUGAAGGGCGAUGGCGACAUCAAGAACAUCGAGCACAUGUUGGUCCAGUUGCUUGGCGAGGUUGAAGGCCUGAAGCAGGUUCAGACGCUGACGUUGGAGCAAAAUCGCACAAACAGCCUCGCGUCUUACGAGAACCUGAGGGCCAGCGCUGAUCCGGGCUACGAGCCUGAAGGUCGCGCCAAUACCAAUUCGUCGCCGAACCAGUCUGGAUACCUUUCAAACCCCUCCUCGUCACGACGGAUUCAGGAUCUUCACUCGGGCUAUGAUGUUGUGCAGAACAACCGCAUCAGCACGGUGGAUGAGGACUCUGACGAGUAUGACGAGCGUGUUCUUCAGUACGAGAACACGGAGCGGAUGACGACGCCUACGCAAGAGGCUAUGCAUAACAGGAGUCUCUCGCAGGAGAAGGAGACAACGCCAACACAAGCGUCGAGAGCGUUCAGCAAGGAGAGCCAGGACACCACACCGAAGCGCAAACACAAGUCGAACUCGUCGUCUGGUUUCGGCAUCCCCAAGAUCUCGAGGUGGUCGAAGACAACGGCGUCUUCCAACCCGGAGAGCACUCCCCACCACAGCGGGUCUGGAGACAAGCGACCGUACUCCGCGCAUUCAAAGUCUUCCAUGUCAAGCCAGUCGACCCGCUCAACUCACUCGAGGUCCGGGUCACAAAACAACCUCGCGUACUACGACGACGAGCCAUACGCCGUACGUGAGGAUGAUAGGCGUCGUUCCCACAGCUCUCUUUCCAGAGACGACAGAUCGUCAAUGCGCUCUGCCUCGCCACUCAUCCCAGAUGAGUCCGAGCUGCAGUACGAGAUGGACGACCCCAAGUACCAGGCUCACCGCAACUCGCUGAACCUGCAGCACCCGCAGCCGCGCCCGGGCCCAACAGGCCGCCAUCAGUCUCACCUCGAAGACGCGGCGCAAAUCUACGAGCCCUCCAACAUCACGUCGCCCGACUACGACCAGUGGGGUAGCAUGCCCUCGCUGGCUCGCAACCGCAUGUCGGCAGGCACGGCGGGAUACGGAGCCGGAAAUCUGAGCCCCAUCUCCUCUGAUGGCGGAUACAGCGGCCACUCCGCCUCCGAGCAGCAGUACGCGUCUGCACGGCCGUCGAAGAUCGUCGACGACGGACCGCUCAUCCCGCAGCAGCAGCAGUCGGGAACCCUCGCCGGCUACGGUCAGACGAGGCAGAUGUACAGCAGCCCGAAUGAAUUUGGCAGCCAGGGCGCGCUGACGCCACUCGCGCCUAUCGCGGAGGUUCGAUACAGUCUUGAGACUGAUAGGGGAUACCGGUUGACGCCCUCGUCCUCCCCCCGCUCGAGUCUCGCGACCCCCCAGCGCAAGAUCACCGGCCCUAGGCCCAUGGGCAGCAGGAGCCCUGCUCCCAAUGGGAACGGAUUGAAUCACUCCGAUACCGUCAUUAGGCGGAAACCCAUCGAAGAUGAUGAGGAAUCACUCCUUAGCUACCGCAGCAGCCUCGACUCGGAGAUCUUCUAG